AUGUCAUCCAAUCGUCUGAAAUCCAAUGGAGCAAAACUUAGCUGCUUAAUUAUUGACCAAGGAACUGAAACAAUGCGAAAGUAUCUUGAUUCGAUUCACUCUCCUGCCAACUUACCUGCCGUCUUAAAUGCCAACCGUGCGACACUGAAUAGACUGCAUACAAGACGAGUUAUCAAUCUUGAACAAAUGAACUUGUUAUUUCCCCCACCAGGAAUGCCACCGACAUCGUCCAGUAAUUAUGAUAUCACUUUACUGUUCAUUUUAAUUCGAAAUAUAUGUGGUCUUACCCCACCUAGAUCUACUGGAUCAUGGGAUGCGAAGCCUCCGUCGUCCGACAUUACCCCAGAAGCUAAUCUGACAAGAAUUAAAUAUUACAGAAAUGUACUUUAUGCUCACAAGAAGAGCACUGAAGUAAGUGAUACUAAUUUCAAUAUUUACUGGAGUGAGAUUGAGAAUUCCUUAGUUGGCCUGGGUGCUAAUAUUGGAGAUGUUACAAAGUUGAAGACGAGCCCUUUUAACGAAGAUCUUUACAUAAGCUUACUAAAUGAAUGGUAUGAAAAAGAUCAUAAAAUUGAAGUUCUUGGCACUACAAUUUUGAAGAAAGCCGAAGCAAUUGAAGAAGCUGUAGAAAAUAUUGCAAGUAAUCUAAAUGAAUGUUAUGAAAAAGACAAUAAAAGUGAAGUUCUUGGGCUUAAAACUUUGAAGAAAACCGAAACAAUUGAUGAAAAUGUGAAAACGAAUGCAAGUAAUAUCAAAUCGAUAAAGGCGGCACUGUGGACAGAACUUUUCAUACUUGUACUUUCACUUUUACUUUUACUAGGCCUAUUUUAUUUGGUUCUUUCUAGCCACUUGGGGAUCGAAGAAGUAGACUAUUCUUACCAUCAAAACGUUUCCAAUCCAGGUUUUGUUGGUCGAGAAUGGGUUUUUCGACAAAUGCUAGAUAUAUUAAACACCAGCGACGACGUACGUGGUGUUCAACUUGUAACUGACCUAGGUUGGGGUAAAUCAGCGAUCAUGAAACGUUUGAUUAACUCGUCGUCGUCCAGUGCUGUCAUUCAUGAGAAUAUUAUCGGUUAUCAUUUCUGCAAGUACAAUGAAAAAUCCACACGCGAUGGAGAACGAUUCGUGCGAAAUUUAGUUCAGCUAAUUUCGAAGAAAAUUCGCGAAUUCCGAGAAAUUGUCCAGAAAGACAAGUUUAAGAAGGACGAAUUACAGUUCAAUUGCAAGGAGAACCCAAUCGAAUGUUUUCAAAAGGCAAUAGUGGAGCCUCUUCAAAAGCUAAAUGGCACCGAAAGAAACAACUCGUUUAUUCUUAUUGACGCGUUAGAUGAAUGUUUGGAAAAAGAGGAACGCCAUCACUCAAUAAUUCUGAAUAUUCUAUCAAACAGUGUUCCCGAACUUCCAGAUUGGGUGAAAUUAAUAGUUACCUCCCGAAACCUAGCACUAACUACCAGUGAAAUGUCUAACGUUGGAUUGUCGACCAUAAAAAUAGAUGUAAAAGACCAACGCAACGAACAAGACCUUCGUAAUUAUGCAAAACAAACACUUCAAACCUUUUACACUGAAGUACCAUCGAUGGAGGAAAAACUAUCGCUGAACCACUCCAUUGAUUUGGCUGUGCAGUUUUCCAAAGGUAAUUUUCUAUUUCUUGAAACAAUUAUGAAGCAUUGGCGAAAAUAUCCUGACAAAAUGAACGCACAGACAAUGGCAGACAAUUUAGGAGAUAUUUAUAAAUCUUCUUUCACAAGGCGAUUUAAAGAAGCAGACUUUAUUGAUUUUGAGCCACUUUUGGAGGUACUUCUUGCCGCAAACUCGCCUCCAACGUUAUCCGAGUUAAGCAAAAUUUUAAACUACCACUACAAAAAUCACAAUACCCGCAGAAUUGCUAACAAACUUUCUCAAUAUUUCAAGUCUGGUAUUGACCAAGGACCUCUUGAAUUUCACCAUCAAUCGUUUGCAGAAUGGUUAAUUAACCAAACCAGUAACAGUAAUGUAAUUGUAAUACAAAUAUCGAGAGGCCACCAAUUUAUAGUUGACUAUCUAUUUCAUUUCUACGAAGAAAGACAGGCUAUCCUAACUUAUGAAGAAUUAUCAGACCUAUGUACACAUAUUUUGCAUGGAGACAAGGUGUCGGUAUCGAAUAAAAGAAAGCUUAGUUCUUUGAACGUGUCUAAGGUUAGAGAUUCCUGGAAGAGAUGUAUAUUACAUGAUCUUGCACCAAAAAGAGAUGCCACUGAACUUAUUGCCGUGUUCAUAAAACAGUUUAAUAAUUAUGUUGAUAUUCUGGAUGAUGGAGACUGGACCCCUGGGAUGUAUGCUGUGAAAGCAGGUAACUAUGAAAAUGUAAAGUUAUUCAUCGAUAACGGAGCGAAUGUUAAUCACGCCGUAAAACGCACAUUCUGUUUUUUCUGGGAUUUUAUGGUUCUCCGUAGUUCUCAUGAAACUAAUUCCAGUAUGAGUUUUGUAGCAGCGUAUGGGGGUCAUACAAAAAUCGCGAAGCUUUUGGUUAGAGAAGAUGCCAAAAUAGAUCAAGCGGACGAGUGUGGUUGGAAACCCCUCUACGCUGCAGCUAUAAUGGGCCAUUUUGAAAUAGUUCAACUUUACAUCAACACCAGAGCUCAUGCUGACGCAAUAUCUCUUCAUCACGCCGCUGCAAGAAAUCAAAUAGAGAUUGUACAGUUUCUUCUUAAUACUGGACUACGUGACGAAUGCUUGCCCUGUAAACCAGGAAACACCUCAUGGUGUCGACUAAACCUUAAUCGGUUCCAUCACUGCUUUUGCGAAACUGCCCUUCAUGCAGCCGUAUCUAGAGAUAACCUGGAGAUGGCAAAAUUAAUACUUCAUUAUGGUAUUGCGUCGGUUAACUGUAAGCAUGGUUCGGGCCGAACACCCCUGAUGGAGGCGUUUUUGCGAAAAAAUACUCAAAUGGUUAAGCUUCUUCUAAGCAAAGGGGCAGACAUCGAUGCGGAGUGCGAAAGUUUGACUUCAAACUUGUUUCAUGAUUGUAGUUUCAAAGCAUACGAAGAAAACGAGUGGUUAUACAGUCGAUACUGUAACCAACCUGUUUGCUAUAAUGGAGACGGUGUGAUACAUUUCUCCUUGGCACAUGGAGUUUGGAAAAUGGCAACCCCGUUCACAUCCAAAGGAAAACUUCAUACAACUGAUAAUGCAAGUGCGAUAACGGCCGCAGGCAUCUAUGAUCAAGUCGAUUUUAUUAAUGCCACAUAUGGCAACAGAAUAAACUCUAUUCCCAACAUCGAGAUAAUGUUGCGUUAUGUGGCGGUUUGUCAUUCAGUCGAGACUCUUGAGCAUCUCUUGAACAGUGACAAUUUGAGUAAAUUCACAGCCGUUUAUGAAGAUGGGAAAACCCUGCUUCAUUUUGCCACCUUGGGCUCGUCUAAGCGUAAGACAGAGGUUUUUGUAACGCAAUCGUGUGCGUCUUCUGCGUGCGUUUGUCCAAACAUAAGGCGUGCCAACAUUGUGAAUGAAAAACGUUUAGAAACGGUAAGGCUGCUGCUAAAAGUACUCGUACCAGACAUAAAUAAACAAGAUAAAUAUGGAAGAACUGCUCUACAUUAUGCAACUGUGCACGUCUUGCCAGCACUCGUAGAAUUAUUAGUAAACGCAGGAGCUGAUUGGAGCAUAGAAGAUCAAAGGGGUGACACUGCCUUGGAAUUUGCAUUGCGAGAAAAACCUCUAGAUACUGAAAGUUUUCUUCCGUGUCGGUUGACAAGUGAUCAAGUGUUUCAAGUAUGUCAGAGUACCCAAUUUGAUGAAUUGGCAAAUUAUCUGUUACAGAAUGCAACCAUUAAGAAAUGCGAUAUAAGAUCCAAGAAUUUAUUGGGCCGUUUGCUAUACCACAGACUACCUUUAAGCUUGUACGCACUGUUCAAGUCCGGACUUGAUGUUAACUGUGCACGUGAACAAUUUAAAAGAUACUUAAACGAGACAGUGUCCACUCACUGGAGUAGGCGAUAUGAUGAACUCCUGGAAGUAUUUAAAUUUUUUCAAAUUAAUGUAAAGGUGGCCUGUGACAUCCCUUUCACACAAUCCGAGCUACAUCUUAUGGCGUAUUUAGGAACACCUUCGCUACAAGUUGGGAAUCUUUUCCAACCGUCAGUCAACGGUAUUCCAUUUCCACUUCAAAGAUUCAUUGCAAGUCAUCCCAAAGGUGUUGAAAUUUUAAACGAAUGUUACGACAAGGAAGGGUAUUUGGCAAUCCAUCGAGCAGUGCAGGGUACAAACAUACAUGCAGUCUCCUGGUUCAUAGAAAUUGGUGCUGAUGUUUCUAAGAAAACGAAAUCUGGUUUGACUGCCCUUGUUUUUGCUACAUACAACUACCCAAGUUCUUCAACGUUUUCGCCAAUUGACAAUCACAGAAAAGGCAUUUUCGAUACAUUAUUGGGAAACAUGGAUGAGGAAAAUCAUGCCAGCUUUCAACAUAACACCGAGCUCGUUGGCCUGUCGCCACUUCACAUUGCAGGUAGUCGCGGAAUGGGAAUGUUGGACGCGUUUCGCCGAAAGAUGCAAGCAUUUCCACUAAUUUGUACAAACAGUGACGGGAUUCAGCCUAUCUACUUAGCAUAUCUCUACCAUGCGACAAAUCGCUACAUUUCGUGGGACGACAAACAAGCAUUUCAAGAUCUAGGACUGUUACUGGAAACUGGACCUUCAAAAUUUCCCGAACGCGAGGCAGAAUAUCAUCUGAUUUACAACCAGUUUUACCGUACACCGCAAGAAGACUUGAGAAACAUGCUCAACCACGAAGGUUUAUUUGAAUGUCCAGGUAUAAACGAGUUGCUUCCUCAUAAAACGGUAAUACAGGAAUAUAUAAAGAUAAAAACAUGUGCCACAAGCUGUUGGCGAUCUGCAUUUGAAGUUAGCCGUGAAUUUUCAUCAAAUUUUCCGAAUGUUGACAUUCAAAACAUUUCAAAUACUUUUAGUGAUAAAUUCCUAGACAUUGCACAUCAUAUGGCUGAGUUACGGUUUCACUUGGUGAAAAUGUUUAAUUUCAGUUCAUCUCGUUCCAUUUCGAAUUUUACUUUGGAGAAAGAACUAUGGAGAAAAGUAACGAAGGCGCACUCUUCUGCUCAUAACUGUUUCUGUUUUGAAAUCAUGCAACUACUGCAAGAAAAGUUCACCAGUAAACCAAGGGAGUAUAAAAUAGUUGGUAAAUUUGUUGCUCAAAGAAUGGGUUGGACUGAUACCUCACUGGAUGGUGAUGUUAAGUACCGUUGGCCAUUCAGCUUUUUGCUCAAGAAAGCUUUAAGAACUGACAAGGCGUACAACUACUUAGAAAUUCUAAGCCCUCGUUUUUGAUAUCGUAAGCUCUGUUUUCAAAGACCUUUAGAUAAUAACACUUACUGUAUGCAUAACGAUAGUGCCAUCCAGUCAUAAUCCAGUGAUCACUGGCUGUGAACUGUGAAGCGUUUUUCCCCAUGUUGAUAGUUAUAUCGCAAUAGUCUGUGAAUAGGCAAUUCCAGCUUUUAACUUAUGCGCGCAGGGAGUGAUGGGAAGUAAGGUAUUACGAAAGUCACCGAACUGUGGAAUCGCAUAAAAAAUUCGUAUAUCGACCACUCCCACAAACGUCUACGACCGCGCCUACAUAGUUUUGCAUGUUUACAAUUCUAAUUAUAUAUUUACUAUUAUUAUUAAACUAUUAUUAUUAUUUUGAACAGCCAAUCAGGUUCUUGGUAACAUUACAAUUAAACGUCGAUUGGCUGUUUAAAAUUAGAAUUGUAAACAUGCAAAACUAUGUAGGCGCGGUCGUAGACGUUUGUGGGAGUGGUCGAUAUACGAAUUUUUUAUGCGAUUCCACAGUUCGGUGACUUUCGUAAUAUCAUGUUGCUGAUUAUGCUGAAAAAUUUCAAUAAAAACUGCCGAAUUAUACUUGUAAAUAUUUCAAUAUUUACAAGUAUAAGCUAUCACUCCGUGUUUACACGGGCACUCAAUUUUUAUUUUUUCAGCAUAGUCAGCAACAUGAUACCUCACUUCCCAUCACCCCCUGCACGCAUAAAUUAAAAGCUGGAAUUGCCUAUUACAAUGGUUAAACUAUAUCACGAAAACGCAGAAUUGCAAAUUCUUAUCGAAGUUAUCGUUAAAUAAAAACUUUCAAAUUCUCCACAAAGUCAAAUCAAGGAAUUAAAAACAUAUGCCGCCAUAUUUAUAAAACCAAGACGUUUAUUUCCAUUUAUAUUUAUAUUUAUAUUUGUAUAAAAGCCGGUGUUUAUAAAAAUAUGCAUAUUUCUAUUUUCUACUCAAUGGUUUGAUAUAUCUACUCAAUGGUUUGAUAUAUCUACUCAAUGGUUUGAUAAUCGUUUCAGAAAAGAUAUUUAUCUAGUUUUUACUUUUUAAAGUACAUGUAAAAUCGAAAAAAUACGUGCAAUAUAAUUAUUCUUUCAU
This is a messenger RNA of Paramuricea clavata, 6402 nucleotides long. The record is from the annotation of a GenBank genome assembly. NCBI's taxonomy places the organism in Eukaryota, Metazoa, Cnidaria, Anthozoa, Malacalcyonacea, Plexauridae.